Molecule: messenger RNA, 3501 nt
Organism: Dictyostelium purpureum
Lineage: Eukaryota; Evosea; Eumycetozoa; Dictyosteliales; Dictyosteliaceae
Gene: GbpD
Exons: 5
Coding region: 1-3501 (1166 amino acids)
Biological process (GO): Ras protein signal transduction; positive regulation of GTPase activity
Cellular component (GO): plasma membrane
Molecular function (GO): guanyl-nucleotide exchange factor activity
Source: RefSeq, a predicted model, not a curated record
AUGUCAGAUAUCUAUCCAUUUUAUAAACCUGAUGAAGAUAAUAUUAUAUUCAAUCCAAAUGUAAAUAAAAAAGAAGGAUUUCAAGCAAUUAAAUCAUGUACAUUAGCAAAAUUGAUUGAAAAAUUAACAUCAACAAAACAACUACACACAUAUUUUUCUUCAGCAUUUUUCUUAACUUAUAGAGAUUUUACAACACCACUAGAAAUUAUAAAUUUAUUGGUACAAAGAUAUACAGGCCCACCUCCAGAUUCAAGUAAAGAUCAUCUUAGGUUAUUUGAAAUCGAAGUUGAUAUAGUACAGUCAAAUGUUUUAAAUCUUUUUAGACAACUUAUUGGGACAUUAAUACAUUCAGAUUAUGAAAAUCAAAAAGUUUCAAGUUCAAUAAUAGAGUUUUUUAAUUCUUUAGAGGAAAAUACCAAAAAUGAACUUUUUUUAAUAUAUUUUAAAUCGAAAAAACUUGCAAGACCUCCAGGUACAAUUCCAAAAGCAACAAACCAACAAAUUUCUUCAGCAGCCUCAACUAUGAGAUUUUCUUUUUCAGUUAGUCCAAAAACAAUAUCACCAAACUCUACAAAUAAUGUUUUAACAGGUUUAUUAUCAACAGCAUCAACAAUAACAAAUGGUAAUAAUAGCAAUAGUAGUAAUGGUAAUAGUGGUAAUAUACCUUCUGCAUCAUCGUCACAAUCACAGCAACAAUUACAACAACAAAUUAAUAAUUUAUCAUCACCAAAUUUUGAUCAACAAAGAUCAUCAAUUAAAAUGGGUAAAGGUAUUAUGAAGUUAUUACAAUCAGCAAAUGGGGGCGCAGGUUUAAAUGGAACAUAUAAAGAAUCGAAUACAAGUCCACAAAGUUCACCAUCAUCAACUAUGACAAGUGGUAGUACAAGUGCAUUAAUGAAUCAAAUGAAUGCAAUUUCAUCAGAAAAUAAUCCUAAUGGUAGUAGUGGUGAGAUACCAUCAACACCUCCUUCUUCAGGUGCAGAAAAAACAGCAUUCUUCCCUGAAGCUAUUGCAAGAGAAUUAACAAUUAUGGAAUUUGAAUUGAUAACGGCAUUAAAUGUUAGUGAUAUUACAAGCAAGAAUUGGAAUAGUUCAGUAAAUAUUCAAAAUUUAACUACAUGGUUCAAUAGAAUUAGUUCAUGGGUGUCAACUAAAAUUAUUUCAAAAGAAACACCAGAAGAAAGAGCCAUUAUUAUCGAAGCAUUUAUAAAUAUUGCAAGUUUUGCAAAAGAUAUAAAGAAUUAUAAUUGUGUUAUGGAAAUUUUAGGAAGUUUACAUAGUUCAUCCAUUAGUAGAUUAAAAAACAGUUGGAGUUUAAUACCACAAAAAGCAAAUGAAAUGUUUCAAGUCUUAAAUAAUUUAAUGAGCACUGACGGUAAUUUUAGGAAUUAUAGAAAACAAUUAACUACAGUGGCAGCUUCAGAACCAUGUAUACCAUAUUUAGGUUUAUUUUUAACAGAUUAUACAUAUUUAGACGAAUCAAAUCCAGCAUCAGUAUCGAAUAGUAAAAUGAUAAAUAUUGAUAGAAUACUUUUAAUUAGUUCGCGUGUACAAGAGUUUUUCCAAUUAUUUACCAAUUGUAGUUAUAAUUUCCAAUCGAAUCAAGGUGUUAGAGAAGCUAUUUUAGGCGAGAAAGUAUGGGAUGAAAAUGAAAUUUUUCGUCUUUCAAAGAUUAGAGAAGAAAGCGCAAAUUCACCUUCUCAAUCUAAAGAAACCAAUGGUAUUGGGAAUAGUAAUAGUACAAGUAGUAAUUCAUUAUUAUCAUCUACUUCAGCUACUGUUAGAAAAAAGAAUUUUGUAACCAAAUAUAGAAUGUCAUUUACUGGAAACGAUCCACUACCAUUUAUUUCAUCUUCAUUAACCGAGAGAGAAUGGAAAAUUUUAACAACCAAUGCUAAAACUCUAUCGUUUACUCGUAACAAAACAAUUUUAUCAAUCGGCGAAACAAAUACCAAUCUUUAUAGAGUUAUCUCUGGUAGAGUUAAAAUUGAAAGUCUCAGAUCCUACAAUGACCCAGAUGUUGAUGAAACUUCAAUUUUAGCAAUCAAAGCAAAAAAUAGACUCUCUUUAAAUUUACCACCAAUCGAUGAAGGUUAUUAUAUUGAAGAGGGUGAAAUCUUUGGUCAAGAAUCUUUCCUAUAUACCGAUAGACCAAUUUUAAACAAUAUUAUUGUAGAUUCAGACGAAUGCGAACUAAUGGAAAUCGAAAAAUCAUUUGUACUUCAUUUAUUCACAAGUGAACAUAUUUUAGCAGCUACUUUUUAUAAACAUAUUGCAACAGUUAUGGCCGAGCGUUUAAAAACAAUCUAUACAAAUUUCACAAGCAAUGCAGGUAAUGGUAAUAGUGGUGGUAGUGGUGGCAGCACUAAGGAUGGACCAAGUAGCGGUGGAACUUUAAGUGCUAGUGUUAGCAUUGGUAAUUUAAACUCACCAUCAAUCAACAAAAUCGAUUUCAGAAGAAGAUCAACUAUUGUAGAAACUCCCUCAUCCUUGGAUUUAUUACGUGAUGGAAAUGAUAACUCUGUUAGAACUAAAUUUGGUCUUUCUCAAGAUGAGGUUAUUAUCAAGCGUUAUCAAUGUAAACAUAAGAAUAUGAAUGGUACUCUUUAUAUUACCAAGCACAAUAUCUGUUUUGAGGGCAAAUUUUUAGGUAUGAACAAGAACAAAACUUUUGCAUUUGACCACACCAUCAAUAUUUUAUGUGAUAAAAAUACUCUUUGUGUUGUUUAUAAAAAUCCAAGUGGUAAUAUCGAAAAGAAUAAAAAGUUUGUUUUCAAGUCUCAAGAUGAUUUAAGCGAAUCAAUACCCAUUGCACAUCAAAUUUGGUCCAAUCAUAGAGGCGGUCCUAAAUUAUAUGCACCAUCAGUCGCAGCUUCAUCAACUCCACCCAAAGCAAAUACAGUUGGUCGUGCCGAGUCAUUUAGUAACAUUAAAGACUUACCAUCAAAAGAAGAGUGGAAUCAAAUUCUUAAAGGUACAAAACCUGUCAUUUAUAAAAAGGGAGACAUUUUAAUUUGUGAAGGUGUAGAAUAUCAAAAGAUUUUUCAAAUUGUUAAAGGUGAAUGCUCUGUAGUUAAAAGUUUAUUACCAAUAUUCAAUACAACACCAGUUACAUCGACUUCUACAACAAAUCCUUUAGCAUAUUCAACAACCUCAAGUGCCAACACAUCUACAGGUUCAUUACUAAAUAGUUUAUCAAAUAGUAAUAGUAGUAGCACCAGCAAUACCAAUACUAGCAAUACAUCACCACAGUCUUUAGUUGAUCCUAGAAAUUCAGUUGUCAUUUCAAAAUUAACAGGUGGAGGUAUUUUUGGUGAAAUGUCAUUUCUUUUACCUGGUGGUAGUGCAACAUCUUUAGUGGUAACUAGUGACGAAGUUGAGGUCUAUAUCAUCGAAAGUUACUUUUUACAUAUUAUGUUAAAAUCAAAACAUAGUUUAGCCCCAAAGUUCUAUAAAUAUUUAGCUUGUGUUUUAGAAUCAAGAGUUAGAAAUUUAUUAUAA